AUGGCACCUCCAAAAAUCACCUUCUACGUUGACAUCGUCAGCCCAUUCGCCUACAUCGCCUUCCACGUUCUGCGGAACUCACCAGCCUUCGCAAACUGUGAAGUCACCUAUGUUCCCAUCUUCCUAGGAGGCUUGAUGCAAGCAUACAAGAAAAACUACCUGGGACAACAGCGGGUGCGCUGGGCAAAGUACUUCUCCGUCCCCAUAAUCGAGGGUUUCCCCAAAGGUUUCCCCAUCCGCACUCUCCCCGUGCAACGCGCCCUGUGCGCCAUCUCCCAGCGAAACCCCGAGAAGCUCGCCGAUGUGAUCGGCGCCAUCUUCCACUCUUUCUGGGUCGACGGUAACACUACCGUCGGCGACGCAGAGGGCUUCGCGCCCCUUGUCGAGAGCGUUCUAGGCGCGCAGGAGACGCAGGAAGUCAUCGCUGCUAUGGGUAAACCAGAGAUCAAAGCUUUGCUGAGCGCGAAUACCGAUCGGUCAUUCACGUCUGGUGCAUUUGGGCUGCCUUGGUUCGAAUGCACCAACUCCAAGGGUGAGAAGGAGGGAUUCUGGGGUGUCGAUCAUAUUGGGCAGGUAGCGGAUUUCUUGGAUUUGGAUCGGUCUCUCGACAAGGGAUUCCGGGCUGCGCUUUGA
Penicillium brevicompactum is the source of this 633-nucleotide messenger RNA. RefSeq names its product putative 2-hydroxychromene-2-carboxylate isomerase. The coding region runs from base 1 to 633 and encodes 210 amino acids. Gene Ontology annotation, biological process: glutathione metabolic process. The record is from RefSeq and is a predicted model, not a curated record. Gene Ontology annotation, cellular component: peroxisome; mitochondrion. NCBI's taxonomy places the organism in Eukaryota, Fungi, Ascomycota, Eurotiomycetes, Eurotiales, Aspergillaceae. Gene Ontology annotation, molecular function: glutathione transferase activity; glutathione peroxidase activity. The transcript has 4 exons.